UGUCUUAACUUUGUUAUCCCUUCUUUAUAUUUUGCGUUAGACCAACGCGUCGCUAAAAGGAAAAAAAGAAAAGGAAAAAGAAUAAAAAACAAUCAAGGGUCACAAGACAAGACACGACGUAGCUUCGUUCUCUCUCAAAAACCCUAAUUAUCUUUGACAUCGAUCGAAUCCGAUAAGCGAGCGAGAAUGGCGAAUAGUAAUCUACCGCGAAGAAUCAUCAAGGAAACUCAACGCCUGCUUAGCGAACCGGCUCCGGGGAUAAGUGCGUCACCGUCAGAGGAGAAUAUGCGAUAUUUCAAUGUUAUGAUUCUUGGUCCUUCCCAGUCUCCUUAUGAAGGAGGCGUUUUCAAGUUGGAGCUCUUUUUGCCUGAAGAGUAUCCUAUGGCAGCUCCCAAAGUUAGGUUUCUCACGAAGAUUUACCAUCCUAACAUUGACAAGCUUGGAAGAAUUUGCCUUGACAUAUUGAAAGACAAGUGGAGUCCUGCGCUACAAAUAAGAACUGUGCUUUUGAGUAUUCAAGCUCUUCUAAGCGCACCAAACCCAGAUGAUCCACUCUCUGAGAACAUAGCCAAGCAUUGGAAGAGUAAUGAAGCUGAAGCUGUGGAGACAGCUAAGGAGUGGACUCGUCUGUAUGCAAGUGGCGCUUGAUGGGGGGAGUGCAAGAGGAGAAAGAUCAUUGUCAUUUAAAUAACAUUAUAUAUGGUGAAAUACUCUAUCUCAAGGUUUUAUCCAAAUCCUUUUUUUUCUAAAACAAGAAAAAAAGAUUUGUACUCUCUGGAUAUGUAUAACUACUAGGGAGGAUUUAAGACUAGUUUAUCCAUAUUUGCAAACUAACUUUCUUCAAA
This is a messenger RNA of Brassica napus (rape), 845 nucleotides long. RefSeq names its product ubiquitin-conjugating enzyme E2 36. The coding region runs from base 187 to 648 and encodes 153 amino acids. The transcript is spliced from 8 exons. NCBI's taxonomy places the organism in Eukaryota, Viridiplantae, Streptophyta, Magnoliopsida, Brassicales, Brassicaceae. Gene Ontology annotation, cellular component: nucleus. Gene Ontology annotation, molecular function: ubiquitin conjugating enzyme activity. Gene Ontology annotation, biological process: protein K63-linked ubiquitination; DNA damage tolerance. The record is from RefSeq and is a predicted model, not a curated record.